Messenger RNA from Pseudomassariella vexata, 1344 nucleotides. RefSeq lists its product as uncharacterized. NCBI's taxonomy places the organism in Eukaryota, Fungi, Ascomycota, Sordariomycetes, Amphisphaeriales, Pseudomassariaceae. Bases 1 to 1344 code for a protein of 447 amino acids. Gene Ontology annotation, molecular function: protein dimerization activity. The record is from RefSeq and is a predicted model, not a curated record. The transcript has 4 exons.
AUGGACGGGGAUGUACUGCAGAGCAUCGAACUCUUCCCGGCCGCCAACAGCAAGGCCUUCGAUUCCAUCAUCGACAGCUCCUCGAAUUGUCUUCCUCAGCUGUCCUCUAUUUCCUUCUGGGACAACUUUGACAACCGCGUCGAGGCCAGUGUCGCCAGCGCCCCGACAGUAAGAGCAACCCAAGCCCAUAAAGCCGCCUCGCCCACCGGAUCUGCCCAGGUCAAGGAGUCUUGCCUCGGAUCACCCAAGCCGGUCAAGGUGACCAAGGUACCAUCCAAGAGGCAACGUACCCCUGAGAGGAAAAGGGCACGAACCAGCCAGGACACCUCGGCCCUCGACUGUUCCGACUACUGGCUUCGCUUCGACAGUGACGACGACAGUGUCGAGAGACUGGGCGACUUUGACCGAAGAGACUCAACGACAUCCUCACGCCGGCCCUCGGGAUUGAUCCAACCCCGCCCGAGACUACGGCGUGUCGGGACAUCCGACAGCAACAGCUUCAAGCUGGCGUUCCCCUCACCAGUCGAGGACUUUAUUGACGACAGUGCCCUCGACCACGCUCUGUCCGACGGUGAUGAUUUCAUGGCUUUCGACGACAGCCUCAUGAAGAGGGACCCGACGCAGCCCCGUGACGUGGCCCCCGAGAGACUCUACUCCACCCCCCUUAGCUGGGAAGCCCCACAGCCCGGCGUUCACAUGGACUCUUACUUGAACCUGAACCCCACCUUCAACGACCCUGAGCGACAACGGCUGCUGGCCAUUGCUCUGGGCACCGGCAUGGCACCCACGGCCACAAACACCCCCGGGUCUCGCCCCAGCACAUCCACCGAAUUCACCUUUGAGAUGCACCACAGCCCGGCUAGCAGUGAUAGCACGAGCAACGACUUUGAGCCCAGACGAAAGACGCCACCUAAGUCUUCACGCCCUAGUCAAGCAUCAUUCGCUACAGAGACCAAGGAGAAGCCCAAGACGAAGAACAGCGAGCGGGCAGCCCACAACGACAUUGAGCGCAAAUACCGCACAAACUUGAAGGACAGAAUUUCCGAUCUGCGCGAGGCCGUACCCUCGCUACGAUCAAUCCCUGAGGACUCGCACGACGAUGGUGACUCCCCAGUCAUGGCAUCUCGAGCCCCAAAAGUGAGCAAGGGCACCGUUCUCACAAAAGCUACCGAGUACAUCCGACAGCUCGAACGACGAAAUCGCAACAUGUCACAAAAGAACGAGGAAUUGACACGACGGCUACAAGCGUUUGAGCAGCUGCUUGCUGCUGCAAGUCCAAGUCCGAGCUGGCAGCCUCAGGGUUACGGCGCUCCCGUCUUUAACCCGAGGGCAUAUCCCUCAUGA